Molecule: messenger RNA, 776 nt
Organism: Seriola dumerili (greater amberjack)
Lineage: Eukaryota; Metazoa; Chordata; Actinopteri; Carangiformes; Carangidae
Product: RNA polymerase I subunit D
Exons: 3
Coding region: 126-566 (146 amino acids)
Source: RefSeq, a predicted model, not a curated record
GGACCUCACAGAGAGGUAAACAAAAAGGAGGUUACGUUAAUUAACGUGCAAUCAUCGAUUUUAGAUGAAUUAACUGUGUUGCAUUAAUAGGCUAUAGGUUGCAACGUGUAAUUGUUUACGACGCGAUGGCAGAGGAUAACGAGCUGGAAAAGCGCGCGGUAGAGGAGCUCCUCAGGGAGACUGACAGGGCUCGGGUGAGAGCAGAGACCAUGGGCCCUGCAGGAUGGUUGAGGUGUCCCCUGCGGAGCACCAACAAGCGCUUCCUCCUCAACACCCUGCGCUCCACCGGCCUGCAGCGGCACCCCAGUGAACCCAGAGACGGACACUCUGCCACAAGAGGGCGCCUGAGCAAUGAGACCCCGGACAGAAGCCGCGACCGCAGCAGAUCGCCUCCCAGAGACUAUAGGGGCAACGGAGGUCACACAGACCAUAAAAGUCAUCACAGGCACAGCCGGAAUAAUAAAGACAAGAAAGAGGACAGAGACAAAGAGAGGAAUUACAGACACAGAGACAGAGACAGGAGACAUGGGGAAGAUGGACAGAAAAGACAACGACUUCAUGAAUAAAGCACUUCUGUUUAGGGGAGGAACACUGCUUUACCUGAGGCCACGCCCUUUCUAGGGCGCAGUGGUAGACACACUGUUUUCUGACCAGCCAGCACACCUCACACAGCUGCUGGGGUCCUGUUCACCUGGCAUGUUAGAAGGAGCCAGAAAAGACACUGAUUUAACUUUUUUUUUUUCCUGCUAAUAAAAAAGACUAAACUUUUUUCCUCA